This is a messenger RNA of Siniperca chuatsi (mandarin fish), 8146 nucleotides long. Its product is annotated as sorbin and SH3 domain-containing protein 2-like. The coding region runs from base 770 to 6427 and encodes 1885 amino acids. The record is from RefSeq and is a predicted model, not a curated record. NCBI's taxonomy places the organism in Eukaryota, Metazoa, Chordata, Actinopteri, Centrarchiformes, Sinipercidae. The transcript is spliced from 29 exons. Gene Ontology annotation, cellular component: plasma membrane. Gene Ontology annotation, molecular function: protein binding.
AAGCUCGCGGUAGACUGUUGCUGAAUGAAAAUAACAGAGGCCAUUUUGCGCACUAAGCCACGGCAUCAUUCAAUAAUAAUUAAAACGGAAACGGGAGGCAGGUUCAGUCCAUUUCUGGACCAACUCGGGUGUUUAAGAGCCGGUAGACUGGUGUAGGACCGCGGUGCGACUGGCUCUUGCAGUCAAAAAAUAUAUAAAUAAAUAAAAGGCAUGCGGUAACUGUGCGCCUCGUCGCCUCUUCCUUAGUAUGUGUCGUGAGGAAAGGGGACAGGACAGCUUCAUCGCAUUGCUAUCCGAGCCCCACUGAGUUGCCUUUAGUUAGCUGACCGACACCGGCAACAUCCAUGCGAGUCGAAAAACAGGUGUACGGUUUCAUCACACGGACACCGCACUAGCUUCCAAGCCGCUGAUAGCUCGCUGUGUGUGUGUGUAGCCUACUUCUGCGCUUGUUCGAGUGAAGACUUCAGUCAUUUCACAUGGAAGAGAGCUGAUAACCUGACGAUAUGUUGCGGAAUUAGUCGAGCGGUGCGGCAGUCGUUUUAAGGCAUUAAACGGGGUAAGAUCUGGGAAUAAAGCUUGACCUGGAGGAGAGACUUAUCCUGAGCAGAAGGAAAAGGAGAAAAAACAAAUCAGAAUAGAAGAGGAAGGAAAAGGCACUUCGGCUCACAGCUCACCUAUACCUGUCUCUUCUUAGCAAGUCUCCAGUCUUUUGGUUUUAUGACGGAAAGUGUGUCCCCCUGCAGUAGAUCAGUAAAAAGUGCUCUUCAGUAUGAAUACAGAUAGCGGAGGAUUCGCUCGCAAAAGCGUGGCCUUGUCACUCAUACUCUCUCCUAUGAAGAGGGUCCAGAGCUCACCAAAUCUAGGCACAGGGAGUGAUUCUCACUCAUCAGAUUUGGAUUCUUGGCGGUCACGCAGUGCAACUGAUGGCCUUAAGAAUGGAGACGCCAGCAGCUCAUCUCUUGCUGCCAAAGGCUUCCGCAGUGUCAGACCCAACCUACAGGACAAAAAGUCACCAACACAGGAUAUCAAUCACGUUCCAUUGCCACCCCCCAGGAGAGAAAGUUUCCACUUCUUGCCCACUGGCACUAAUCCACCAGACUACAGCUCCCUCGUUGCCCUGGCUAAUGAUUUUAGCCCUGGAAUGCUAACAUUCACUCAGAAUGAGAAAGCAGUUUUGAAAGAGUCCUACACUAUUAGUAGCACAUCUUCUUACUCCUACUCAGAGACCAGUGCAAACCCAGUCCAACAGGCACACCAGUCCACUGUCCCAAAUGAUAUGAGCAACUGUAGUGCAUCUGCCACCACUAAUACACAGGCCCAGCAGCGUAAGGUGUCUUCCCUCAAACUAACCCCUGUCACCAUCCCUGACCCCCCGGCUCAUUGCAACUCUUACCUUGACCACCAAGCUAAGACCCAGACCACAGGUCCCCCUCCACCCUUUUCCCCACCUCCACAAAGGGGUCCCACCAUGUCUCAGCCCCUGACACAGGCAUCCUCUCUUUCCGUCCACUUGGACCCAGAGAAUCUGAAACAUCCAGAGCCUCUGCCUUCAAACAACACAGUGGAACUCAAGGUCCCACAUCAAGCCCCAAAUCAAAGUCCAACUCCAUCCCAGGUGGAGAUAACGAAGACUCCUCCUGCAGUUCCACCAAGACCUUCUCCUGCAGAACUGUUGGGGCCUCCCUCCCCUGACCACACAGCACGGCACUCCCCCUAUCGCUGCCACAGCUCAGAAUCACUCGACUACCUGUCAGGCCUAAUGCCCAAGGCUCUAUCGCCCACCCCGUAUGUUCCUAGUGGAGCUGGCAGCACAGCCGGUGCAGUCAGCGGGCCGAGCUUUACCACAGUCAGCAGUGCGAGCAUCUUUGGCUGCAUGUCACCCUCGGCUUCCCCUGUGACGGUGUCAGCUCUCAGCCACUACUCGUCGUCCACGGCUGGUCUGCUGGACGAGCUGCAGAUCUGUAGCCUGGACUCACCUGGCGCCUCACCCACGCCGUCGCCCACCCUCAGCCAUGUCUCUACCUACACAUCCACUGCUGGCCCUGAUGAUGUGCUAACAACCUCUAUGGCCUCCACUGCUGCAGCAGCCACUGUCACUAACGGCCAGGUCCUCUCUCAAGCUAUGAAUGGAAGUACUAGCCAUCCACAGAGGCCCCUCUCUCCCCCAUCCUAUCCUCCUCCCCCAGUCUCACUCCACACUGGGCUCCAGAGACAGAGCAGGAGUUCAGAGGGCAGCGAGUUAGUUACCAGGGAGUCUGUGAUUUCAGGCCACACCAGCCUCAGCAGCACUGUGCCCAUUGCCCGCUUCUCAGAAGAAGAGAAAAGGGUGUCCGUCAUUAAAGCCCCUCAUUAUGAAGGCAUCGGCCCCGUGGAUGAGUCUGGCAUCCCUAUCGCCAUCCGCACGACGGUGGAUAGGCCUAAGGAUUGGUACAAAACUAUGUUCAAACAGAUCCACAAGGUUCAUAAAGCAGAUGAUGACUAUUCUGACACAUACAAUGCAACAUAUGCUGUCAUAAACAAUGAUGACUACAGUUUGUCAUCCAACCCCACCAUGGCCCACCCUGCCCCCCAGACACAUACGUACAGGCCACUCGCCAAAAGCCCAGCAGACAACGGAGGGCAUCUGGGGCCUCGGGAGCCUUCGCCAUCCCCUGUACCCCCACCACCUCCACCUAUGCCAUCUCUCCUCCAACUGAGGGCCAGAGACAGUGACCGCGAGAAAGACUCGCCUGACGCGAAUGAAUGGGGUCCUCCCAACAGGAAAGUGGACACACGAAAGUACCGUGCAGAGCCCAAGAGUAUUUUUGAGUAUGAGCCUGGGAAGUCCUCUAUUUUGGAGCAUGAAAGACCAACCUAUGAUGACAUAGAUUUAGAGAACGAGCCUUGGUAUAAGUUCUUUUCCGAGCUGGAGUUUGGGCGGCCGCCUCCUAAAAAACGGCUGGAUUAUAAUCCAGACAUCUCCACUCGCCAGCGCAUUGAGAGUUCCCUGCACAUCGCUCCUGCUGACAAGGCUCCAGAGAGACCUGCAAGUGCUGCCAGUGACUACAGGAAGAGAAGGAAGUCUGAGCCGUCAAGUUCCCAAGUGAAUGCUCAGUCUCAGAGUACAACUGCAACUUCCCCUAAACCGGUGGACGCCUACAGACCCAGCAGCAGCCUAAAGAAACCUGUGAUUCGUUCCUCACCAUCCUCACCCUCCAGAGCCAAAGGUGGGGACACAUGCAACAUGUAUUCAAACAAUUUGACCUCCCCAGGUCCUUGUCAGCGCCCCUAUCUGCCCCCUGUCCCCCCUGACACUGUCCAUUGCCAUGAGGAUGCCAGCCAGGAAGGCAGCUCCUCCUCCAAGCAGUCUGUCUGUUGUAAGAACAGUUGGCAGACCAAAUCCCAGGAUCCUGAGACAUGGAGCAGUGUGGAAGAGGUACCGCCCUCUGCUGGCAAGCUCAAGUCACGCAGCUGUGAUGACUUACUCAAUGAUGGGCAUUCUGGCUCAGGCGGGUGCAACGCCACCCGCUCAGAAAGUGCUGGGUCACUGGUUUGUGAUGGGAAUCCCUCAGGUUCCACUGGAUCCACCUCCACUCGCUCAUUGCCUCGCCUCCACCGGCGACGGGCACACGAUUCUCCAGGCUUUCUCCAGCUCUAUCGCAAGAUGCACCAGAUUGACCGAGCUCAGCUCAUCCCAUCUGAAGUCAUCCGCUCGGUCCGUGCUCGCAUCCUGGAGCUAGAGCGCCAACCUCACCUGCAUCGGCAUCGCCUCUCUCCUUGGACACCGUCUUGGGGCAUGGAGGUGCCACGCGAUAUGGUGCCAAAUCGCAUUUCUGAAUAUGAGCGCCUUAUUAAGAAGUCCAAAUCCAUGCCCAACUUGGGUGACAGUGAGAUGCCUUCAGGCACUACCACACCAGGUGGCUCGUCAUCUCGAGCCAGCAGUGGUGGUGGUGGCACACCCAGUUUUCCAAAACGCCGUUUUUCCAUUGAAUCUUUACUAGAGGAAGAUAACAAUGGCAACAGUGGAACAGUACCUCACGCCAUUGAUCACUUGCGUCGACCUCGUAGCCCACCUGAGGGCCAGCCUCGGGUUGGGCCGGAACCCGGCCGUGGGCGUUCCUUUCCUGGUCCUCUUGUUCCCCAAGGCCCACAAGCCAACCCAGACUUCUCUGACAGUGAACAAGACGCUGUUGCGUCAGACCUCAGUGACUUCAUCCAGGUGGAGGGCUCCUCAUUUUGUAGCGAGAGUGACUUUGACCAUUGCUCACUAACCUCCUCUGAGAGCUUGUACGGCUCUUCCACCCUCCACCACCACCACCUUCGUCAUCACCACCACCAUCACCACCACCCUGGUCAUCAAAGUCUAGGCCAGAACCAGGGCUACCAACACCGCCACCUCAUCAGCACCUGCAAAGGCCGCUGCCCGGCCUCUUAUACUCGUUUUACAACCAUGCUUCGCCAUGAGAGAGAACGAGCGCGCCAGGAGCACCAGAGACCUUCACAGCAGAGCCGCAGCAGCCAUUCCCAAAUCCAGAGCUCACAAUCCCAGCAAGCGAUGUCCAAGCUGGCCUUUCUGGUCAGCCCAGUGCCUUUCCGCAGGAAAAAGGGCUCACCACCUACCUCUAGAAGAAGCAGUGGUGGCGGAGAUCGAGGUAGCAGACCCAAGUCCAAACAGGCCAUUUACGAAGCACUAGAUGCAGCCUUGAGAGACAUAUAUGAGCACAUUCAAACAGAGAGAGGCCACAGAGGAACUAGGGCACCUGAUGAUAGCAUCCUGAGGAGAAUACUGGCUGAACUGCUUCCAAAUGUGCCUGAACGAAGCUCCUCAUUGCGGGGGAGGAGGGGGUGUUGGCUUGGUGGUCACUCCUCAACAUCUUUGUACCCAGAUGGGAGCCCCACUGGGUAUGCCUCGUAUAGAGGGGAUCCCUCCACACCACGGUUACAGUCACCACGGCUACAGUCACCAAUCAGUGCCUGUUACGGACGCCACUCAGACACCUCAAACAAUAAUGAAUAUGGAGAGGAGCAGGGCGAUGGAAAUGGUCUCUGUUAUUCAGACCAGGAUGUCUCCAGGUGUUAUUCUGCCAUAGAUGGACGCCACACACCCCAGAGUAGAAGGCCUACUCCUGACAGAGAGGUCUCCCAUAAACAGAUGACACAACUUAUUCUUUUCUCUCUCCUCCAUCAGAAACAGCCUGCGAGAGCCAUUUAUGAUUUUAAGGCACAAACAGCUAAGGAGCUGACAUUUAAGAAGGGUGAUGCAGUGAACAUCAUCCGGCAGAUAGACAACAACUGGUAUGAAGGAGAGCACCGCGGACAGGUUGGGAUAUUUCCCAUGUCAUAUGUAGAAAAGGUGCCGUCCUCAGAGAAGCAGCAGCCGAUUCGUCCUCCUCCGCCAGCACAUGUCAGAGAGAUCGGAGAGGCAGUAGCCCGCUACAACUUCAAUGCUGAUACUAAUGUGGAGCUAUCGCUCAGAAAGGGUGAGAGAGUAAUUGUGAUAAGGCAGGUGGACCAGAACUGGUAUGAGGGGAAGAUCCCAGACACAACCAAACAGGGCAUCUUUCCUGUGUCAUACGUUGACAUCAUCAAGCGUUCCCCAUCCAAGAGCACCACCCACCACAUAGACCCACAUGGUUACCCUGGUAACAGGACACCAAGCUCUACACCCAUCAAGGCUGAUGUCUCUCCUUCCACUCUGACACAGCUUCCUGACCCCGGCCUCCCCUCACACUCCAUACCACCACCUCUGACCUCCUUAUAUCCCUCUUCUUCUUCUUCUACUUCUUCUUUCACUCCGUCUUCACCUUCUUUCUCCCGGUCACAACAGCAGGAUCGUAACACCAUCCCUCCCCCCCUCUCCCCUCGGCCCCCAUCCCUUCCUCACCUCAUGACAUCACCACCUCCAGUCUCUCCCUCGCCGCCUGUCUCACCACCUCCCCUCCACUCCUCUCACCCCUCUCCAAACAUUACCUCACAGCGCUCUGUCUCUCACCCCUCAAGCUCUCCCUGUCUUUCUCAUCCGGUCACAUCCUGCCCCGACUCAGAAUCGUCUAUUCCCCUUCCCGCCCUGUCUCCCCCGAAACCCGCCUCUCCUCCCCUCGCCACUCCACGCUCUUCCCCCACUGUUCCCCAUGCAGGAUGUAGGUCUCCCAAGGUGAAGCAGGAUCCAGUUGUUGGUGGUAAACCUCCUCGUAGCCCCAUCUUGUCCCGGAGGUCCUAUCUGUCCAUUAGAGGUCGAAGGCGUUUAGUACAGGAUACACUCCAUGGUGGAGGAGACCCGUACCAGGCUGUGUACAACUACGUGCCUCGCAACGAGGACGAGCUGGAGCUGAAGGAGGGCGACAUUGUAGAUGUGAUGGAGAAAUGUGAUGAUGGCUGGUUUGUUGGGACCUCUCGGAGGAGCAAGUUGUUUGGAACCUUCCCAGGAAACUACGUGAAGCAGCUAUAAUGAUGAUUCCAGGCUCCCCCUGGCCCCGCCCCUUUCUCUGACACGUUCUUUGCCCUCAGCACAGCACCCGCAGGACACCACCACUGGUCCCCCAAGACCUGUUGCACAUUUAUGUGUUUGCGUGUAUGUGUGGCUUGUCAGCUUCACACACACAGAACAUUUAGCUCUAACUAGCCAUCUUUAAUGGAAGACUUCUAGAAAAUAAUGUUUUUUUAAUUUUUUUAUCCUUAUUUUUCUAUCAUGGAGAACCCAAACUUUGUGCUCCAGUCCAGUGACCUUUAACUUUUGACAGUGACGGAAGGAUAUUGAAGGAACUUUGCAAACACUCAAUGAAAGAAAACCGCAGGGCACCGCAGUGACGCUUUUCUUUCUGUCAAAGGGCAGUAAGAUCACCACAAUCACCUUUUUUAUUUUUCUGCAGUAUCUCACAUUUUAAAACACUUGUUACAUUUCAUUUCAGUGUUCAAUUACAAAUAUCCCCAAAGACAUUCAGUGCAGAAAGUGUUGUAAAACAGUAUUCUGUCAGCAGGUCUGUUGUAUACGAACUGUGUUGAAGGGUUUGCGGCCAUGCAGCUGAUAUUUCAGGUAAAAGGAUGUUACUUCCCACUGUUACAUGUGAUAAAGAUGUGCACGUAUUAAUGUUAUGUGUUACCUAAGGUAUUGAUUGGUUGAUAAGAAUUUGGGGAUAUCUUUGUCCUGAAACACUAUCAUUAAUUAUUAUUAAGCAAUUGUUUCAAAAAGAGGAAGUGGGAGGAAUAUAAUUGACACUAUUAGACUUGCUGUCUAAACCUAAUACAUAUACAAUAGUUUUAAAGUAUAAGAUUAGAAAACACAAAAAUAAUUUCAACUUGUUGGUUCUUCACCUUCACAAUAGGAUUGAUGCACUUUAACGAAACUUUAACACAAUUUUCGUGUUUUUUGUUUUAUCUCAAAUUUCAAUUUCAGAUUUUACACACUACAGGUUAAUCCUACUGUGGGACUUUGGGGUGUGUCGGUCAUGUUUGAAAAGUGUAUGCAAGAAGGUUACCAACCUUUUAGGUAUUAUAUUUAUUAGAGGCCAAGUGCUGGUCAAACUGUUGUAAAAUGAUUUCAGAAAGGAUGGAACAACAAGUUGCUUUAUUAACAUCUUUCAACAGCAGAAAACCAACAUUUGAAGGAUUGUUAUUUAAUUGUCAAAUAAAGUAUCGUUGUCCAGAUAGGUGCUGAGUGACAAAUAACACAGUAGUUCAUUGGCUAUAAUUAUGCAAGGUGUCAUGAUGUUUUAUGUUGAAUUAUUUAAGUCAGAUGCUGGAAGAAGCAUUUUAUCGAAAACUUAAGUCGUAACUGUAGUUUUUCCACUAGACUUUGGUGGCAUCUUUUAACCCUGUUGUCAGUGAGUGGGUCACUGUUUCAUGUAGUUAUAUACUAUUAGGAAUUAUUGGCAAUUUCCAAUUUACCUUGUCAUGCUCAGUGAAUAUAAUUUAUGUUUUGUUUUUCUCAUUUUACGUGUUUCACAGUUGAUGGACACUGACGACAAAACAAUUGUUAAAGCACCUUAAGAUAUAUUUUGUUUUAUCAUUCACACAUCAUACGUCACCCCCUGUCGUCCACUAUUUCAGCUGGUGUGAGAACACUUUUGUGUGUGUGUCUGUGGUGUUUUUGUAAGCCUUUUGUAUGAGAGCUGUAAAAUGUCCAACAUCCACUUGCUUUAUAAAGUCAGCUUUUUCUCACCCACCAUCA